CACGAAGUCUCGUCAGCCACUUGUCGUGAGCACGCGACAUAUAUGCAGAUCGAUUAAGUUGCUUCGAUUUCUUGCUUCUUUAUUUUUAUCAGUCAUUAUUGUUUGAAGUGAUUCUUGUUUCAUUUAUUGUUUCCUGAUUAAAAAUGCCGUUUCCGGAAACCGCCAAUGGUCAUGAUAGUUUUCCGGCUGCCAAACAGUUGACUAAUAAUGAUGUGCUGCAAACAAAUCUGAAGCAUGCACGACAUACGUACACUUUCGAAACGUUACAGGAAUCAGCACAAUAUUUAUUAGAUCGCAUCAACAUUAGACCGAAAAUAGGAAUUAUAUGCGGCUCGGGAAUGGGAUCAUAUGAGCAAAACGAGUUGUGUCCAGGUUUGAUUGCGGAAUCCCUCAUGGACAAGCAGUGUUUCCCUUAUGAAGAAAUCCCACAUUUUCCGGUGUCUACGGUGAAAGGCCAUACCGGUCAGAUGGUCUUUGGUUAUCUUCAAGGCGUACCAGUCAUGUGCAUGCAGGGGAGAUUUCAUUACUAUGAAGGUUAUCCACUUUGGAAGUGUGCUAUGCCAGUGAGAGUGAUGAAAUUGGUAGGUGUGACACAUUUAAUCGCUACGAACGCUGCUGGUGGUUUAAAUCCUACUUACAAAGUAGGUGAUAUCAUGAUAGUGAAGGAUCAUGUGAACAUGAUGGGUUUUGCCGGCAACAACCCGCUUCAAGGACCGAAUGAUGACAGAUUUGGCCCUCGAUUUCCACCCAUGAGCAAAGCCUACGAUGCCACGUUGAUGGAGAUUGGUAGACAGGUAGCUCAAGAAAUGGGCAUUGGUGAUAUCGUACACGAAGGAGUUUACACGUGUUUGGGUGGGCCUAAUUUCGAGACGGUAGCAGAGUUGAAAAUGUUACGAAUGGUUGGCGUCGAUGCAGUUGGCAUGUCCACGGUUCACGAGGUGAUCACUGCUCGACAUUGCGAUCUCACCGUGUUCACGUUUAGUUUAAUCACUAACCUGUGUGUUACUGAUUACGAAGAUUACGGCGAGGCGAACCAUGAGGAAGUAAUGGACGUCGGUAAAGCGCGACAACCGAUUCUUCAAGCAUUUGUGUCUAGAAUUGUAAUUUGUCUUAGGGAUAUGUUGCAAUUGGAAACCAAAUAAAAUUCGCGUUUAA
This is a messenger RNA of Monomorium pharaonis (pharaoh ant), 1155 nucleotides long. Its product is annotated as purine nucleoside phosphorylase. Gene Ontology annotation, biological process: nucleoside metabolic process. Lineage: Eukaryota; Metazoa; Arthropoda; Insecta; Hymenoptera; Formicidae. Gene Ontology annotation, cellular component: cytoplasm. The transcript has 6 exons. Gene Ontology annotation, molecular function: purine-nucleoside phosphorylase activity. The coding region runs from base 144 to 1142 and encodes 332 amino acids. The record is from RefSeq and is a predicted model, not a curated record.